AUGACCGUGAAAAUGAAAUCAAGCACCAAGUCUGAAGAGAAAAAAUCUCAAAAAAUUCCGCACAAAAAAGCGGCAACGGCGGCGCUGCCUUCGAGGGCGGCACCCGCCGGCCCCACGACGGCUGAGGCGCCACUACCCACACCGCGACGAACACCGGCUCGUGCCGCCGCCGCGGCUGCCGCAGCCGCCCGCGCAGCGAAACGGGAGCCCAUACCGUUGAAACUAGAACGGGAGUCCAAGUUGUCGCGGAAAAGCAAAGCUACGGCGCAGCGUCGUCCGGACAAAAUAGAGAAGAAAAAGCCCAAGUCACAGAAAGCACCAAAGAGCACCGGAGCCGGGGCCUCCAAACCGAAGAAGAAGGACAAGGGGUCAAAGCUGCCCCACAGCAAGGAAGCAGCAGCAGCAGCAGCAGCAGCAGCACGAACCAGUGGCUCCAGCACUGGCACGGUGGCGCAACCGGCGACGACCGCGGAGGUUGUUAAACCGUAUUUUUCGCGGGGCUGGUGUUCCGUUCAGUAG
This is a messenger RNA of Cyanidioschyzon merolae strain 10D, 519 nucleotides long. RefSeq lists its product as hypothetical. Lineage: Eukaryota; Rhodophyta; Bangiophyceae; Cyanidiales; Cyanidiaceae. The coding region runs from base 1 to 519 and encodes 172 amino acids. The transcript has a single exon. The record is from RefSeq and is a predicted model, not a curated record.